Molecule: messenger RNA, 1746 nt
Organism: Cyclopterus lumpus (lumpfish)
Lineage: Eukaryota; Metazoa; Chordata; Actinopteri; Perciformes; Cyclopteridae
Gene: exosc9
Product: exosome component 9
Exons: 12
Coding region: 98-1372 (424 amino acids)
Biological process (GO): U1 snRNA 3'-end processing; nuclear mRNA surveillance; TRAMP-dependent tRNA surveillance pathway
Cellular component (GO): nuclear exosome (RNase complex); cytoplasmic exosome (RNase complex)
Source: RefSeq, a predicted model, not a curated record
ACAUUUCUAUGGUAGCCACAUGCUUUUCGGAUCAGUAGCAGUGCAGUUGUGAACAACAUUAUUGAAAUCUGUCUGUAGUCGCCCAAGAACCGUGAGGAUGAAGGACACACCGCUGUCCAACUGCGAGCGGGAUUUCCUGCUGAAAGCGAUCGAAGAGAAAAAGCGUCUGGAUGGACGACAGACCUACGACUACAGAAAGAUGAAGAUCACAUUUGGGACCGACUAUGGAUGCUGCUUUGUGGAUCUGGGAAAAACCAGGGUCAUGGCCCAGGUGUCAUGUGAGCUGGUAGCUCCUAAAGAAAGUCGACCAAACGAGGGAAUCAUGUUCUUCAACAUCGAGUUGUCACCGAUGGCCUCGCCAGCAUUUGAACAAGGCAGACAGUCUGAGUUGUCAGUGAAGUUAAACAGACAGCUGGAGAGAUGCUUGAGGAACUCCAAGUGCAUUGAUACCGAGUCCCUGUGUGUGGUGUCUGGAGAAAAGGUGUGGCAGAUCAGAGUGGACGUUCACCUGUUAAAUCACGAUGGGAACCUGAUGGAUGCUGCCAGCAUUGCCGCCAUCACCGCUCUGUGCCACUUCAGACGCCCCGAUGUCGGCAUUCAGGGCGAUGAAGUCACAGUGUACAGUCCAGAGGAGAGAGACCCCAUUCCUCUGAGUAUCUACCACAUGCCCAUCAGUGUCAGCUUCUCCUUCUUCCAACAAGGAACCUAUCUGCUGGUCGACCCCUGUGAACGGGAGGAGCGGGUGAUGGACGGCUUGCUGAUGAUCGCCAUGAACAAACACAGAGAAAUCUGCUCCAUUCAGUCUAGCGGGGGCAUCAUGUUGCUUAAAGAGCAGGUUAUGAGAUGCAGUAAAAUAGCCAGCGUUAAAGUGUCUGAAAUCACGGAGCUCCUCAACAAAGCCCUGGUGAAUGACAAGAAAGCAAGGAAGGAAGGUGGUAGGUGUGGUUUUGCGGAGUCUCUGCCACAGGAGCGAAUCACAGCACUGAAAAUGGAGGAGACCUCAGUGGAGAUGACGGAUGCAACGGAAAGAGCCAAAGACAUCGUCCAGAAAGCCGAUGCUCGACCUCAAAAGGUGCCUUCCCCCGUGGUGCCCGUCCCAGGUGUGGGUCAGGUAGGGCAGGGGCUACAGAACACCUGGGGACUGGAGGAGGAUGAAGAUGAUGAAGAGGAAGCAGAAGAAUGUGACAGUGGUGAAGAACAGGAGGAAGCGGUUACAAAGAUGGAAGAGGAACGGCAUGAAAAGGAGGCGAGCGGAGAAGGAGAUGUGGUUGAGAUAUCUGACAGUGAAGAGGAGGAUGUGGUUAUACUUCAUCCAGCGAUGCCAGACAAAGCUCUUAAGUGGGUGCACCAGUUUUCUAUGCAUUGCAACUGAGGAGAAAUACAGCAACCAGUUCCCGCCAGAAGGGGGCAGCAGCAUCAAAGAAAAGACAGAAAAAAUGAAAGAAGGAUUCUAUGGAAGCUCCCUGCGGCCAGAGAUUUGCAUAUCCAGAAACUGCAGCACCUCCUCAUAACAAAGACCAACAUUCUGGCUAAAAUGAUUCCAACCUGCCAUGGGUGAGGAUUUGGGUCGCAGAACAGAAUCUUUUUUACUUGGAGAACAUUAAGUCUACUUGUUUGUAACCAUUUUACAAUAAGUAUAUUUUACUGCCCUUGGAGGUUAAGCAGGGUUUUCCAUUUCAGUUAUGUUUGCAAAGUGCUUAUCUGUGGUGUUGAUUGUAUAUCAAAAUAAAAAUAUCAAUAUAUUAA